Molecule: messenger RNA, 518 nt
Organism: Paralichthys olivaceus (Japanese flounder)
Lineage: Eukaryota; Metazoa; Chordata; Actinopteri; Pleuronectiformes; Paralichthyidae
Source: RefSeq, a predicted model, not a curated record
GAUUUUUAUAUUCUCACCUCCUGUUAUUACCUCGUCAGAGUUUUAAUUACCGGCAGCAGCAGGAUGAGAGGAAAUUCCCGGAACACCGGGAAUCCAAAGAGGUGGAUCAGUGUCUGACCAGUGGUGGCGCUAAGCCCGUCGUGGACCCCCCCUACAUCGAGUCCCAUCAGCGGGUGUGCACGUACAACGAGACCCGCCUGGUCACCGUGAAGCUGCCGAACUGUCAGUCCAACGUGGACCCGUCCUACACCUACCCUGUGGCCCUGAGGUGCCACUGUGGGGUGUGUGUGACCAGCACCACCGAGUGCAUAACCUUUGUCUGAACCACAGACUCCUCCAUGUUGGCGGACGGGACAUGGACAAAUAAAUGUUUCUUGUCAUUUCAGGUCGUUUUUUAAUCACACUGAUGUUUCUGGUUUUAUUGGUUUUAUAUAAAACGGGCUCAAUAUUAUCUUGUAUUGUUAUCUCUGUAAAUUACUUUGAUAUAAAAUAAAAUCAAUAUUCUGCUUUUUGCUCCU